AUGGGUAACAGCAGCUCCAAGGAAAGCGAGGAAAAAGUACGGGCCACGGCCGAAAUGUUCCAGACGCCCAUUGACACCCCACAAGAUCGACAACCGGGCAAAUCCAGAUACCCCACUCCCACUGGCAAGGAAUACGAUGUCAUUGACAAGAUUGCUGCUGAAUUGCCCAACAUUAUCGAUGAAGAAUCCAAACAGCAAGUCCAGGAUUAUUUGGAAGCAUGUGAUGGGGGCAAGGGUCCCAUGGUAGCAUGCUUUGCAGCUGGAGAAUAUCUUAGUUUGUUCGAGAGAAAACACAAGGAGGCGGCAGAUUUGUACCGAAAUAUUUGUCAUAGACCCAAAAAUGACAAAUCUCCCAAUGGAGUGUUGGUGGAUGGAACCAAGGCCUAUCCAGCUGGAUGUUUCAACUUGGCAAAGAUGCUCAUGACAGGAAAGGGUGGAAUUCAAUACGAUCGAGCCGAGGCUUAUCGGAAUUUUGACCGUGCCUGUCGAGGAGGCCAUGGUGGAGCCUGUCAUCUCCAAGCCCAAAUUUUGUGUAGUCCAGCAGGCGAAUUGGGCCCUGGUGUACCCCAUAAUCCUCGCAAGGCAAUUGACUUGUAUCAAAAAGUAUGUGACGGCGGAGACAGUAUUAGUUGUUUUACAUUGGCCAGCAUGCUGUUGAGAGGAGACAAAGUAAGCAAACAAGCCGACAAUGUUAGUCCUCAAGAAGCACGAGGAAUCGAGCCACUGGCCCAACGAACCAACGAGGAAGAUCGGUCGCGCAGAUCUGAUGAUACUGCACCCGUACCAAGGGAUCCCAAACGAGCCGAACAAUUGCUGCUGCAAGCUUGUGUGAGUGGGUCCCACGCGACAUCGUGCCACAAUUUGGCCGUCAUGUACACGCAUGGUGAUGAUGGAGUGCCAGCUGAUCCAGCCAAGGCAGAAGAGUUUCAACGAAAAACGGAUGACAUGGUGCGGAACUUUGGUGGGUUCUUCUAA
This is a messenger RNA of Seminavis robusta, 975 nucleotides long. NCBI's taxonomy places the organism in Eukaryota, Bacillariophyta, Bacillariophyceae, Naviculales, Naviculaceae. The record is from the annotation of a GenBank genome assembly.